Molecule: messenger RNA, 4191 nt
Organism: Diaporthe batatas
Lineage: Eukaryota; Fungi; Ascomycota; Sordariomycetes; Diaporthales; Diaporthaceae
Product: dolichyl-P-Man:Man(7)GlcNAc(2)-PP-dolichol alpha-1,6-mannosyltransferase
Exons: 3
Coding region: 443-2206 (587 amino acids)
Biological process (GO): protein N-linked glycosylation
Cellular component (GO): endoplasmic reticulum membrane
Molecular function (GO): alpha-1,6-mannosyltransferase activity
Source: RefSeq, a predicted model, not a curated record
GAAGGCCUUCAGUCCAGGCAGGCCCAGUAAAUAGAGUGAAGUGAGGUAGGUGUCAAACAGGGGAUGGCAGGGGGGAGGCAGCUCGAGCCGAAUUGAGCCUCUGCACCUGAUGCACCUGCGCUGCAGGCGAAUCUGCCAUCUGUCGUCGGCCCUGCCCAGGUUGCCAGGUGCUCAGGGGUCCACCCACCGCUGGGGCUCCAUGGACCCUUGGAGAGGAGACCCUUGUGGGCAGCCCAGGCUCAGGGGAACGGGAGUAGUACAAGGCGAGUCUAGACUGUCAGGACUGUCUGGAUUACAGCACAGCACUCACCACCUAGGUAUAUGCACUUCUCUACGACCCGUCUCUCCGACCCGUCUCUCCAUCACAGCCCACCUCGUCUCUGGAUCUUGGCACACCAGACUUACUCAUCUGGUGCUGUUAGCCUGCUGAGGCUCAGUCAGUAUGGCACUUAUCAGCCAUCUUGACUAUGCUGUCUUCUCACUGUUCCUCAUCCCGCUGGUCGUCUUCAUCCACCUGUGGGUAGCUCCUUAUACCAAGGUGGAGGAGUCUUUCAACAUCCAGGCGGCCCACGAUGUCCUUGUCUAUGGCACCCCCCUCUCCAGCAUCUACCAGAAGCUGUCCUCUAGUUACGACCACUUCGCCUUUCCCGGAGCUGUGCCCAGGACCUUCAUCGGCCCCGUGCUGCUCGCCGGCGUCGCCAGGCCAUUGACAACACUGUUCGGCCAUGAGCACGGCCAAUUCAUCGUUCGUGCCCUUCUUGGGUGGUUCAAUGCAUACUCGCUCUUGUGGUUCAGGAGACAGCUUCAAAAUGCCUGUGGUCCUGCUGUGGCCAGAUGGUACGUUGUGCUGCAGGUCAGCCAGUUCCAUGUCAUGUUCUAUGCCUCCAGGACCUUGCCAAACAUGUUUGCCUUCGGACUGACCACUUUUGCCUUUGGCCUCCUGCUCCCCCACAAGCAACCCGCCAAGGCCAAUCCCAGGAUCCGCAUGGCGUUGGCUCUGUUCGUCUUCGCCGCCGUUGUCUUCCGCUCAGAGAUUGCACUUCUCCUUGCAACAAAUUCUCUAUGGUUGCUCAUCAUCCCCAUGAUCUCUCUCCAGAGACUGAUUCCCCCAUUUCUCGUGUCCUUUGUUGCCGCCUUGGCCAUCUCUAUUCCCAUCGACUCCUACUUCUGGCAGAAGCCAAUCUGGCCGGAAUUAUGGGGCUUCUACUACAAUGUCGUGCAAGGCUCCUCCUCUAACUGGGGUACCUCUCCGUGGCAUUGGUAUUUCACUUCGGCUUUGCCCAAACUGAUAUCCCCUCCUCUGGGGCUUUUCUUCGUCUGGUGCUCCCUCAACUCUCAGGCCUACGGUCGCAUAGCCCAACGCCUGGUCAUCCCGAACUUGCUGUUUGUGGCCAUCUACUCCCUUCAGCCGCACAAGGAGGCCCGCUUCAUCUUCUACAUCGUCCCGCCAUUGACCGCCGCCGCCGCCCUCGGAGCCUCCACCCUGGUGAACCAGAUUCCCGCUAGGAUGGCUGCUGACGAAAGUGGCCGGCGCGCAAUCAGAAACAUCAUUCUUCUCAUCAUCUCAGGCUCCAUCCUUGCCACCUUCCUCAGCAGCGCUGUCAUGCUUGUUGCCUCCAGCUUGAACUAUCCUGGCGGUGACGCCCUCGCUGCUCUGCACGGCAUGAUCGAGCACGACCAAAGUGCAGUGUCUUCCUCUGUGGUGACGGUCCAUGCAGACGUGUUGAGCUGCAUGACAGGGGUGACUCUAUUCGGAGUCGCUCAGGGCAAUGGACUCCCUCAACAUCACCGGCUGACCACGGACCCGGACGUCGUGGUCAGCGGCCACGACAGCAAGCCGUCAGUGUCACUCGUGCUUGACAAGACAGAAGACGAAGCUACUCUGUCGGACCCCAGCUUCUGGGCCAAGUUUGAUUACCUCCUGAUGGAGGACGACCAGGCCGUCAAGGGCGGCAACUGGGACAUAGUGGCUGUCGUCGAGGGGUUCUCUGGGCCCGAGAUUUUACGACCCGGCGCUCCGCACAUAGAGGAGGAACCUAGGGGUAUUCAAAGAGUGGGCAUGGCGGCUCAUGUUGAUUCCCUACGGCGCAGGAUUACAGAAAUGACGGGCGGCUGGUGGAUAGGGCCGAAGACAGUGCCAAAGAUACGGAUCAUGAAGCGUGUUAAGGACACGUCCGAAAAAGUCAACAAAGAGGCUAUUUCGUAGGCUACGAGCGCUCCCCAUGGAUGGGAGUUUAUUCACAUAGCAGACGCGUCGUCACCUGCCACCGAAACGCCAUGGGCCUGGAUGGGGAACUUGCACUCAGAUCAGGCAUGUUAGAACCCUGACUCAGAUCCUGAGAGACGUCAAGGCAAAGAGAAGACCAAUUCCAAUCUAUGGGGAGAUGGAUAAGUAAACACGGAGAAAAAGAAGGAAAGGGGCUUCUGACAAGGCCAAACCAGCGAUGAGUCGCCCACCUUUCGAGUGCACUUCACCAGAGCUGCCGGUUUCAAGGCAUCUUCUCAGAUUUGCACCCAUGGAGUAUACGAUUCUGCCAUCCAUCCAUGCUGAGGUCGCUGUAUUCGAUUGAAUUUAGCAGUCUAGAUAGCUGAGUCGAGUUGGGCGUGGCAUAGGUCCCUCCCCUUUCCCCUGCCUCCAGUGGAUACCACGCAAACGUCGACUUGCGCUGAUUCCCUACACUGAGAUACAACAGAGAUGAGUGGCUAGUAGUGAUAGUAUCCCUAGUAUUAUCGUGCGAUCGCCUGCGUGUGGGACCAUUGGCACAGGGAAACAAGAUUCCCCUGCCCUUAGCUAACGUCUACAAGACGAUUUCAGACCGCUCCCGUUCCGACAUAUCGACCGCUCGACAACCUCAUUUGGGACUAUGGUGUGACAUUAUGGGAUAAAUUCCUAUCGGACUACAGGAUAAACUGCUAUGGACCUAUAGGAUAACUUUUGAAAACAGACUGUCGAAGGAUUUCCUUCGGUGGGAUGCCCUCUUGUGGCCGAUCCCCAUACAAAAACCAACCACCGGUAGGCUGUCGUUGACAACCAGAAUCAAGUAUGUCGGAUUGAGACAUUGUCGAAUAGUGCGCGAUCAGUCCCCACCAACAAUCCGUUCUGGCCUGAGGUAUCUUUAUCGUCCCUGGCAGAUAUGAUCGGCGCCUUCAUAUCAUCCACAAACACCGAGACCUGCUGGCCCUUGAACUCAACCCGAACGUGAUACUUGAUUCCAUUCUUGACGUGCCGUUCUGAACUCUUCCCGAGAUCCGUGGUAAUCAUCUUACGCUUCCCCUUCUGGUGGAUGAGCACGACCUCUCCGGUCUUCGCCUUAAGCCAGACGGCAUACCCAUUGAACCGAGCAGGCUUGCCCUUCCUCCUCGACGGCGCGGUGCGGAACGUGAGCCCGGCCUCGGCACCCUCUUCCUCGAGCGUGAUGUCGACGUCGUAGACCAGGUCCGCAAAGUGCGAGUCCAUCAGUAUGAGCCCUGGUUGGUCCCGGUCCGCCGAGCCGCGGAGCGACUUGCCUCCCUCAUUGUGCUUCUCGUCGGCGAGGAACUGCCAGUCGCCGCUCUUGCGCUGCCACAGGUGUUCGGAGAGGUCCCCAUCGUCAAAGUUGUCCUUUGCGAGUAGCUCUAUCGGCUUGAUGCUGCCGUCCUCGUUGAAGUACAUGCGGUCGAGCGCGACGACGCGGCUGUCUGCGUUGCUCUCGUGCAGCGGGCGCCGAUGGUAGACUAUGUACCAGAUGUCCGUUUUGGGGAUGUUGAGAACGCUGUUAUGGCCCGUAGCCACCCCUAUGGUCGGGUCCUGCGUGAGAACCAAGCCCCGCGGCUUGAAGGGCCCCAGGGGCGAGGCGGACGUCGCGUAGGCCACCUGGUACGUGGGCUCGCCGUACCCGUUCUCCGACCACAUCAAGUAGUACGUGCCGUUGCGCUUGAAGACCUUGGUGCCCUCCACGUAGUUGCUGGGCCUGGGUGUUACUUUCUUGAAAGUGUCGGCGUCUGACUUGGGGGACUCCUCUCCGUGGAGCCCCACGAAGCUGGUCAUGCUGUCCGAGAGUAUGCCGACGCAGCUCUCGCCUCCGCCAAAGUACAGGUAUUUCUUUCCGUCGUCAUCAGUGAAAGCAUCCGAGUCCAUCGGAUUCCUGUACGCAUUGUCAGCAGAAGCUUCUGAGCAACGUAUUGUAGACACGUGUCGUGUUCAUGUAAUUU